Molecule: messenger RNA, 1029 nt
Organism: Psilocybe cubensis
Lineage: Eukaryota; Fungi; Basidiomycota; Agaricomycetes; Agaricales; Agrocybaceae
Exons: 2
Coding region: 1-1029 (342 amino acids)
Source: RefSeq, a predicted model, not a curated record
AUGGCUAAUUUUUUCUACGUAGACGACGAACUUCCUUACGACCUACUUCCGCUCAACACUUUCUACACCUCCAACAAUAUUUCGGAUGACUCUUCAACGAGCUCGGAGUUCUGUACCCCGGAAGGGCUUAACUUGCCUCUAUCUUUACCGAAUAUAAACGCAUUGGACUCGUACGCGUACUCUUCUUUUGGCUCCUCGUGUGGCAUAGCACCCCAGGCGCUUCAUGAACCGCUUGACAAGGACGAGUUACAUCCUCUCCUUCUAGCCCCUCAAGAGGAGGAGCCAGUUCGUGAAGAAAACGAAGACGAAGACACAAGUAGUGUCUAUGCAGACAGUAACGACAAUGAAGCGACUUAUGACGACGACUACGUUGAAUUUGUCAAGCCACGCCCGUCAAAGGCUCCCGCCUCCGUGGCACCAUCGUCCGCUUUAAAGCGUCGGCGUUCAUCUGCUUUUCCCCCCCUAGAUUUUGUUGAGGAGGAACGUCCAGCGAAGCGCCUGGCUCGUACGGCGCCUUCUUCCCCCACUCAAACUAAGCAACAGGCAUCUACGCAUGCAAAAUCUCUCAGUCCCACCCCUCACAAGCCCCGGAACUACACAAGGCGUGGUCAACCAUCACCGCGCAACAUUCAACUCAAAGAGCGCACUCCAUUAUCAAAAUCUUCUAUUGUCGCCCUCAAUUUUGUUUGCCCUCAGCGCGUCAAUGGUUGCCGCUACCAUAGCAAGAGCAAGCGCCUCAGUGACUUCACGAGGCAUUUGGCUACCCACCAAUACAUGGUGCUCAACAAGGCCAAAAACCCUAUUUGCAUCGGGGUGCGUUUGUCGGACGCACAUAUGUUUGGCCUCAAGGGACCGAGGUUACAAGAUGUAUAUACCAUCGAAGAAGACCAUGGGGCAGAGCUUUGGGUUGGAGGGUGCCGGAAAUCCUUCAGCCGUAGUGACGCAUUACGUCGUCACUUUAAGCGUGACUGUAAGGAUAAGGACGAUCCGAUCUGCGUCUGUUAUGGCGCAUCGACUCGGAAGGCGUAG